UGCAGUACACGGCUGUUAUGUAACGGGAAAGCACGCCCUCUAGCUUUCACCACAUUGAAAGCGACUUGUGCUGUGUCCACCCUCAGACUCCAUUUAACCGAUUACCGCUGGUUAAGCGUAGAAAUAGUUUGGUCUCCAUCAAAAUGGCCGCCUCAGCUAAACAGUACCCUCUGGAGGGCGGAGACAAUUUUGAUAAGCGAACGCUUGGCCUCUCGCAAUCCUAACGCGCCUGUGUGCGUGACGUCAUCACCCGUCGAAAAUUUUUCACGCCGCCAUUUUAAAUAUUCGGGACUCGGUGGCGGAGAUAGGCUUCUUCCCCGGUGUAGAUUUACCGCAGCCGCCCUGUGAAGUAAAGCUGGCCAUGGCGAACAGGAACCUCAAGCAAGUCCGCAUCGAGAAGAAUAACAAUGGAAGCAGCGGCGGAGAUAUGGUCUCCCCUCCGCAGCAGCAGAUGGUACCGCCGGGGAAGAAUAACAAACGCAGCCUGAACCUUUCUGAGGGAGACCCGGCUCUGAUGCCGCCCAAGAUGGACGAAGGGGAAGAAGCGCGGGGGGUGACCAUAGAUAUCAAGAGCUUUCUGAAGCCCGGGGAGAAGAGCUACACCCAGCGCUGCCGCCUCUUCGUGGGCAACCUACCGACCGACAUCACGGAGGAGGACUUCAAGAAGCUGUUCGACAAGUUCGGGGAGCCCAGCGAGGUGUUCAUCAACCGGGACCGCGGCUUUGGAUUCAUCCGCCUGGAGUCCAGAACGCUUGCUGAAAUAGCAAAAGCAGAACUUGAUGGCAUGGUUCUCAAAAACAGGCCACUUCGUAUCCGUUUUGCUACCCAUGGGGCAGCAUUGACCGUUAAUAACCUGUCUCCUGUGGUUUCAAAUGAGCUCCUUGAAGAAGCUUUUUCCAUGUUUGGCCCAGUUGAAAGAGCAGUUGUCAUAGUGGAUGAUCGUGGCAGAGCGACAGGCAAGGGCUUUGUGGAAUUUGCAGCAAAACCCCCAGCACGGAAAGCUCUUGAGAGAUGCACAGAGGGAGCAUUUAUACUGACAACGACACCUCGGCCAGUAAUAAUUGAACCCAUGGAGCAAUUUGAUGAUGAAGAUGGUUUGCCAGAAAAAUUUAUGCAGAAGACUCAGCAGUACCUUAAGGAGCGGGAGGAGCCUCCAAGGUUUGCUCAGCCAGGAACAUUCGAAUUUGAAUACUCUUCUAGAUGGAAAGCUCUGUAUGAAAUGGAGAAACAGCAGAGAGAACAGGUUGACAGGAAUAUAAGAGAAGCUAAGGAAAAAUUGGAGGCAGAGAUGGAAGCAGCUCGACAUGAGCAUCAGCUGAUGCUUAUGAGACAAGAUUUAAUGCGACGUCAGGAGGAGCUGCGAAGGCUUGAGGAGCUGAGGAAUCAGGAGCUUCAAAAGCGAAAGCAGUUUCACAUGAGACAUGAAGAAGAGCAAAGACGACGUGAAGAAGAUAUGAUUCGUCAGAGGGAGCAGGAUGAUCUUAGACGUCAGGAAGCGUUCAAGCCGUCUUACAUGGACACCAGAGAACAGGAUUUGAGAAUGGGUGAUAUGGGCGUCCGUGGAGCAAUAAACAUGGGAGAUACCUAUAGCCCAGCUCCUGCUGGUAACCAAGGUCCUCCUCCUCCACCACCACCUCCUCCUCCAAUGAUGGGGAUGAAUAUCAACAAUCGAGCAACGGUCUCAAGCCCUUCAAUGGGUCCCGGUGCUACAAUGGGCUCUGAAGGAGCUGCAAGCAUUGGAGCUGCAAUGAUGCCGGAUAAUGGAGCAGUGCGCAAUGAUAGAUUCUCACAACCAUCUCCAUCCCAAAUGGGAUCUCCCAUGGUUAACAGAGCAGGAACUGAAGCUGCUCAGCCAGCAAUGGGUGGUGUAAAUGCAGUUGGUGGUGGACCUGGUGGAUAUGGUAGAGCAAACCAAGGGGGAAACUUUGAUGGAUCUAACAAGCGUCGCCGUUACUAGUACGUCAUUCCAUACCGUCUAGGAUCUGUUUAGUAGAUAAAUUCCAGUGGAAUGCCUUUCUUUUACUUUUUAAUUUGAACCUAUUGUUUUGUCUUAACUCUAGCGUUUCUAGAAAGUACUUUUUGUUAUGUAACUCAUACAUAUUGUGUUUUUGAUCUUACUGAGAUAUCAUGCCUCAUUGUGAAAGUUGAAUGUUACUGUGAUUAAUUCUAUUUGUAAUAGUAUUGUACAACAUGCAGCUAUACAAUCACAAUAAAGGCAAAACUUCCUUUGAAUUGUUUAAUAAAGCAAUUUAAAAGGUAGAA
Hyla sarda is the source of this 2262-nucleotide messenger RNA. It is a transcript of the gene PSPC1, whose product is annotated as paraspeckle component 1. Gene Ontology annotation, biological process: regulation of DNA-templated transcription. Gene Ontology annotation, cellular component: nucleus. The transcript is spliced from 9 exons. Bases 362 to 1957 code for a protein of 531 amino acids. Gene Ontology annotation, molecular function: RNA binding. Lineage: Eukaryota; Metazoa; Chordata; Amphibia; Anura; Hylidae. The record is from RefSeq and is a predicted model, not a curated record.